Messenger RNA from Sardina pilchardus (European sardine), 603 nucleotides. Its product is annotated as serotonin N-acetyltransferase-like. Lineage: Eukaryota; Metazoa; Chordata; Actinopteri; Clupeiformes; Clupeidae. The transcript is spliced from 3 exons. The coding region runs from base 1 to 603 and encodes 200 amino acids. The record is from RefSeq and is a predicted model, not a curated record. Gene Ontology annotation, molecular function: aralkylamine N-acetyltransferase activity. Gene Ontology annotation, cellular component: cytoplasm. Gene Ontology annotation, biological process: response to light stimulus; circadian rhythm.
AUGUCUCUAGCUACUACACGGCCGUUCCUCGGACCCGUACUCGAGUCUCCCGGUCGACAGCGCCGGCACACGCUGCCAGCGAGCGAAUUUCGGCCGCUCAAUCCACAGGACGCUAUUAGUGUGUUUGAGAUUGAGAGAGAAGCAUUUAUCUCCGUGUCUGGAGAGUGUCCGCUCCACCUAGACGAAGUCCGUCACUUUCUAACUCUGUGUCCAGAGCUGUCUCUUGGAUGGUUUGAACAGGGCAGGCUCGUUGCCUUCAUCAUCGGCUCACUAUGGGACGAAGAUCGGUUGGACACAGACGCACUUACUCUUCACAAGCCACAUGGCCACACAGUCCACAUUCAUGUGCUGGCCGUCCAUCGGACCUUCCGCCAGCAGGGGAAAGGGCCCAUCCUGAUGUGGCGUUACCAGCAGUAUUUGCGUUGCCUGCCGUAUGUGCGACGCGCCGUACUCAUGUGUGAAGACUUCCUGGUUCCAUUCUACAAGAAGUCUGGUUUCAAAGUGGUAGGACCCUGUGCCAUCACUGUCGCACAGCUUACCUUCAUAGAAAUGCAACAUGCUAUCAGAGGACAUGCCUUUGUGCGGCGUAACAGUCAGUUCUAA